GUUUUGGCUCAAACCUUGAAGAAGAAUUUGAAAAUGUUGAAUACAAGUCACUAAUUUCUCAUCUCCUUGAACAACCCUUGAUCAUAUAUAACCUGCCAAAAGUAAAGCCAUGAUCUUUCACGUCUAUCCGUGGCACUUCCAUCGUUGAUUUCUCUACCCAUUUCAUCCAAUACACCCUAUUAUCGUUGCAUUAGAAGAACAAACUCAUGGUAGAAGAAGGGGAUAGAUCUGAGAUUGGAUCCUCUGAUCAAGUCAAUGGAUUCCCAAAUUCUUUCCCUUCUCCAAGGCGGCGGAGUUCUUCACGGAAUAACUCUCCUCGAUCUUUCUCUUUUCUCUCACCCACUUCCUUCGAUACUCAAUUCCCUUCAUCUUCGUGUUUCUUGACGAUUCAUCGAUUUUUUAGAAGGAAAGGUGUUAGAACUUGGUGGAGAAGACGAGCUAAGGCUUUGGUAAUCGUAUCGGCAGUACUGGCUUGUUUCCUUAUGAUGAAUUGGUUGUUGUUAUCUCGAAUCCAGGAUCCUAUUCGUGGUAUUGAAUUCAGAACCUUAAAAGCUAAUUCAUCUACAUACUCAAAUCAGGCAAAUCCAAAAUGGCAUGGAAAAGGGAAAAGGCCUCAUAAAACUAUCUAUGCUAGACUUUUGGCUAAGGCUUCUCAUGCAUUGGCUGAGGGUCAGAACAAACCCGAGCCGAAAGACCUAUGGGUUGAGCCAUUUGUUGCUGCGUCGUCAUGGAGACCCUGUUCUGAUCAACUGAAAUGGAAACCUAAUGAAGGGAAGAAUGGUUACAUUGUAAUAAGUGCUAAUGGUGGAUUGAACCAACAGAGAGUUGCUGUUUGCAAUGCAGUUGCAGUUGCUCGAUUGCUUAAUGCCACACUUGUAAUUCCCAAGUUUCUCUACAGUAGUGUGUGGAGAGAUGUAAGUCAAUUCGACGAUAUAUAUCAGGAGAAACAUUUUAUCGAAUACUUGAGCUCUGAUAUUCGAAUAGUAAAGGAACUUCCUCUGGAGCUACAGUCAUUGGACUUGGAGGCAAUCGGUAGUGUGGUGACUGAUGCAGACAUAAUCAAGGAAGCAAAACCAAGUUUUUACAUCAAACACAUUCUUCCCCUCUUGCUUCGAAACAGAGUGAUACAUUUUGUUGGUUUUGGAAAUCGUCUGUCGGCUGAUCCAUUACCAUUUAAUUUACAAAGACUUCGAUGCAGAUGUAACUUUCACGCCCUCAAGUUUGUUCCCAAGAUACAAGAAACAGGCGCAUUGCUUCUACGAAGAAUGCGUCAGAACACAUUGUUUUCCGGACCAUUGGAUCGUUAUCUUGUGGGUCCAUCUGGAGAACCAAAGGAAAAAAUAGGAAAUGAAGUAGAAAAGAUCAGAUAUCUUGCUUUACACCUUAGGUUUGAAAUUGAUAUGGUGGCUCAUUCUUUAUGCGAAUUUGGUGGGGGUGAAGCAGAAAAACAAGAACUCGAAUCAUAUCGUGAAAUUCAUUUUCCUGUAUUGUCGCAGUUAAAGAAGACGAAAAAGCUACCAUCUUCAGAAGAGCUGAGAGGUGAAGGCUUAUGUCCUUUAAUGCCCGAGGAAACAGCGUUAAUGCUGGCGGGUCUUGGUUUCAAUAGAAAGACACGAGUUUUCUUGGCAGGUGCACAAAUUUAUGGUGGCCAUUCUAGGUUGGCCUCUUUGAUCACCUUGUAUCCCAACUUGGUCACUAAGGAGGGCUUACUUUCUUCAUCUGAAAUACAACCAUUCUUGAAUUAUUCAUCCCAGUUAGCAGCUCUGGAUUUCAUAGUGUGCACAGCUUCGGAUGCAUUUGCGAUGACAGAUCCUGGAAGUCAGUUGUCAUCGUUGGUGUCAGGGUAUCGCGUUUACUAUGGAGGUGGGAAAAUGCCCACUAUAAGACCGAACAAAAGGAGGCUGGCUGACAUCUUCAUCAAGAAUAACACUAUCGAGUGGAAGGUUUUCCAAGACAGAAUCAUGAAAGGAUUCAGACAAACUAAACGCAUCCGAACACGCCCAAAGGGAAGGAGUGUAUAUAGAUAUCCUCGAUGCAAAGAGUGUAUGUGCCAUGUAACCAAAUAGACAGUAUAGUUUCUAGGAAUUAUGAUUAUUUGUUGUUUUGUUUCUUAUGUAACAUCAUUGUUAUUCUUAUUCGUUGUGCUUAGACCGAUUCGAAAUUUGGUUGUGCUUGAUAAUAGACAUUUUACACUGGAAACAUUAACAAUUUGACUACAUAUAAACAGAGUUUUUUUUUUGCUUGGAAACAGAAUUGA
Molecule: messenger RNA, 2257 nt
Organism: Impatiens glandulifera
Lineage: Eukaryota; Viridiplantae; Streptophyta; Magnoliopsida; Ericales; Balsaminaceae
Product: O-fucosyltransferase 15-like
Exons: 10
Coding region: 207-2066 (619 amino acids)
Source: RefSeq, a predicted model, not a curated record